Apis cerana (Asiatic honeybee) is the source of this 2226-nucleotide messenger RNA. RefSeq names its product bZIP transcription factor crc (gene crc). Lineage: Eukaryota; Metazoa; Arthropoda; Insecta; Hymenoptera; Apidae. Gene Ontology annotation, cellular component: nucleus. Gene Ontology annotation, molecular function: RNA polymerase II transcription regulatory region sequence-specific DNA binding; DNA-binding transcription activator activity, RNA polymerase II-specific. The record is from RefSeq and is a predicted model, not a curated record. Gene Ontology annotation, biological process: regulation of transcription by RNA polymerase II.
AAGCAGGAGUGGUCUCGCAGUAUUACAAACUUACUUAAUCGUACGAUUCUGUCGAUUAGUCUUCGUUACAACUCAACUUCUUAACGAUACUUAAUCAUUCUGCAAACUUUAAGCUCCUUGUUAUUAUUUUACGUUUACCGAUACUUCAAUCGAAUCUAUUCUUCCAUAGGAAAUAAGUUUUAUUUCUCUAAAUAUUAAAAUCUGUCACGUUUAUUAUUAACUUAUAUGUGUUAUCAACGAUCAGUGAUCUUAACAAUUAAAAAAAUUGAUUUAAUUUUUUUUAUUGUGUUAUCAUAUACUGUAAUGUAUUUAUAAUUUAUAUCCAUAUAGACAUUAUUUAUUUAUAAAAAAUUGAACAAUUAUAUUUCGAAUGUGAAUUUUUUUAUAACAUACGUUAAUUUGCUGCACGUGUUUUUGAUAUUUAUUUGGAUUUGGUGAACUCAAAAUUGCAUUAGUUUUUAAAUAUAAGAUUCUAAAUUAUUCUUGUGAGCAGUAACUUUUAAUUGAUUAUAUUAAUCAAUAGUCGAAUGAUUGAUAAAGUGCGUAAUAUCGUAUAAUUCAAGUUAAACACAAGAAAUAAUUAAAAAAUCUGUAGUAGACAUAUAAUGAUUAAAAAGAUCUGUGUAUAGAGCAAACAUUUUAACAAUACUGGCAUUUUUAAAAGUGAAUAAAGAAGAACUAUUAUCGUCUCGAUGCUGGAAAGUACUAAUGUUGUGUAAUAGCAUGCAGUUCGCAUAUCGCUACACGUGGAACCGAGAAAUUAUUGUCAAUUCCCAAAAACUUGUAAAGAGACGUUGAAUCGGUACAAUUCGCAAAAAUUCUUAAUAAGGAUUCUAGCAAAAACAAUUGCACGUGAUAAUGGCUGGUAUAUGUUACAGUGAACCUUUUUCGGAUUGGUUGGAAGAGAAAAUAGAAUUGCCUAUUUUUGAAGAAUUGCCAAUUACUGAAAAUGGACAAAUUAAAACAGCACCAUAUAAUGAAAUUACAAAAGCUCCCCAGCAAGAUGAUACACAAACUUUGUUACAAGAAUUUGAAACUGUUCUGGGAGAUGUGGAAGCUUGUCAUCAAAUAGUCCCUUCAUCAAGUUCCACUCUUACACCCCCUCAAUCACCUCCAUCACAUAAACCAUUAAAUGUGGAUACUCAAUUACUUGUUACUUUACAACCAGUACAACCAUUAUAUCCUAAUCAUCAGUCCAUAUAUGGUAUGGUAGUUCCAGAGGAAAAAUCAUAUAUAAAUGAAGUACGCAUACAAUGGCAUACAAAAAAUGUAUCAUUAGAUCCGAUAAACACAGAUGUUGCACAUGACUUAGCUGUAGUAGAUGAAUAUGUACGUUUACAUACAAAAGAUAUUCCGCCAUCUAGUCCUUGUACCAGCUCUGGUGGUAGCUAUAUUUCAUCAGAAGAUUCUGUGGAUGAUCCAGAUUGGAUUUUCGAAUCCGAAAAAAAAAAUAUGAAACAAUCUACUUGUACUUCAACAAAAAAUCGUCAAAAACCUUAUUCUCGUCCUUCAAUUGAAGAUAAAAAAGUUCGAAAAAAAGAACAAAAUAAGAAUGCAGCCACACGAUAUAGACAGAAGAAAAAACAAGAAAUAAAAGAAAUAUUAGGUGAAGAACGUGAACUUACUGAACAUAAUGAAAAACUAAAAAAUCAAGUAACAGAUUUACAACGAGAAAUUGGGUACUUAAAAGGCUUAAUGAGAGAUUUAUUUAAAGCUAAGGGUCUUAUUAAAUAAUCCAUUUAUAUAUCAACCAUGUUAUGUUUACUCAUUUUUAUUAAUUUUUAUUAUCAUAUUUUUGACACUAACUAAUUUUAUAAUAAUACUAAUAUGUUUUAGCAUAUAGACUUAAAUUACUGACUGUUAUUAGUUUUUUUUAAAUUAGCGUACAUAUAUGAAUAUAUAUCUAAGAUCUAUCACAGCUUCUUAGUAGGACUACAGAAUUAUCAUCAUAUAAUACAUAAAUUAUGUACUAUCUCCUAACUUAUUCAUGGUCCAUCAAAUAUUAGCAAAUAAGAUACAUUAAAUAACGAUAGACUUUAUAAUGUAUACAGCCCUAUGAAACUCCUUUGAGUGGAAACUUGCUGUUACAAAAAAUUCUAUUCAUAAUUUAUUGUAUCUUAAAAUGCAAAUUUUUCAUUCCAAAAAAUUCUAACUCAAUCAAGUUUCAAAUUUUCUUAAAAAAAAAUAUUGUAUUAGAAAAUAAUAAAUGGGUUAUUAUAUAAUAAA